UUCACUCUUAAUUUUUCUAGAACACUAAUCAUGGAACUGUUGUUACUCGCUCUUGCAUUUGGGCUACGGGCAUUCGUAUUUUUUGUAUUGCCAAUUGCGUUCAUCGUGCUGAAAACCAAAAAGGAUCCCAGGAUUAAGAAAGAAUUGGAAAAAUUCGACGGGCCUGUGUCUCUCCCGCUGAUCGGAACAUCUUUUAGAUUCAUCGGCAAAAACUCAGUUGCGUUAUUUAACUUGAUAACCACUGAUGACUUGAAGAAUUACGGUCACAUAUUCAGACUUUGGGACCUGAAUUCGCCAAGGCUAACAAUAGGGAAGGCAAAAUACGCUGAAAAAAUUUUGCAAGGAACGCAGCAUCAAACCAAGAGCACUAACUACAAGAUAUUUGACAGUUGGUUGGGCCAAGGACUUAUUUCUUCAAGUGGCAAAAAGUGGCAAGUGAAUAGGAAGAUUUUAGCACCAGCCUUUCACUUUACCAUUCUGCAAGAAUUCCUUCACAUAAUUAACAAAAACAGUAGCAUUUUGGUUGGAAAACUGCAAGAAUUUUCUGACUCGAACAAGCCUGUGAAUUUGUUUGAUCCCUUGUCUCUGUGCGCUUUUGAUAUUGUUUGUGAGAGUUCAAUGGGCACCACAUUAAAUGCUCAGCUGCAACAAGAGUCAACCUACGUCAAAGCCGUAACAGAGCUCGUGCGGCUUCUUUUGCAGCGCUUCGUCUCUCCAUUGCUGAGGAAUGAUUUCCUAUACAAGUUUUCCAGCGUGAAGAAAAGAACUGAGCAAGCAGUAAAAAUUGUUGAUGUUUACACCAACAAGGUUAUUAAAGAAAGGAGAAAUUUGUUGAAAAAUAUGACAACAGACUGUAUCAAAGAAAGAGGCGAAAAUAUUGAGGUAAAACGGAAAAAUUUGGCUUUCAUUGACACCUUAUUGAAGGCUCAGGACGAGAACGAAAGUCUCAUGACCGACAAAGAUAUUAGGGAUCAAGUUAACACAUUCAUGGCCGCGGGAUAUGACACCGUGACAGCCGCCUGUUGUUGGGUCUUAUUUAUCCUUGGCACAUACCCUGAGAUCCAAAAUAAGGUCGUGGACGAGUUACACCAGGUUUUUGGCAGCUCCGGACGCGCGCCAACGAUGAGCGAUUUGGCCGAGUUGAAAUAUCUUGAACGGUGCAUUAAAGAAACGCUGAGACUCUACCCAAGUGCUCCUUUCUUUGAGCGACAGCUCCGUGAGGAUGUUCAUUUUCAUGACGGGCGUAUUGCCCCUGCUGGCGUUACGGCUUCCAUCAACCUAUUUAUUCUUCAUAGAGAUCCAGAUAACUUUCCCGAUCCCGAGAAAUUUGACCCUGACCGAUUUUUGCCGGAGAACUGUGCUGGGAGACACCCGUUUUCUUAUAUUCCAUUUAGCGCAGGCCCCAGAAAUUGCAUAGGACAAAAGUUUGCUCUUCUUGAGGAAAAGGCGGUGGUGUCCACAAUAUUGCGCCAUUUUGAGGUUGAGGCUGCGCAUUCAAUUGACGAAGUAAAAAUUGAGCUUGCUUUGGUGUUGAAGCCGCAGAAUGGACUGACGGUGCGACUUCGAGAUCGCGGUGCUCACCAUUUAAACCUGCAAAAGAUGAAGCUACACUAUUGUAAUGAGUUGCAAUAUUUCUCUGCAACGACAAACAUGGAGCUGUUAACCGUUCUUUCGUUUGUGUUGAGAGCAAUUGUGUUUUUUGUGCUACCGCUGGUGUUUUUCGUGCUGAAAACCAGAAGGGAUCCUAGGAUUGAAAAAGAGCUGGAAAAAUUCGGAGGACCAGUACCGUAUCCACUGAUCGGUACAUCUUAUGUGCUUGUUGGCAAGGACUCGGUUGCUUUGUUCAAACUGCUCUUUAGAGACAAUUGGAAAAAUUAUGGCAACAUAUUCAGAGUUUGGAACCUGAAUUCAGCGAAACUCAUCAUUAAUUCAGCAAAACACGCUGAGAAAAUUUUGCACGGAAUGGAGCAUCACGCCAAGAGCAUAAACUACAAAGUUUUUGAUAGUUGGAUGGGUCAAGGACUGCUCACAUCAAACGACAGAAAAUGGCAAAUACAUCGGAAGAUAUUGACGCCUGCUUUUCACUUCAACAUUUUGCACGAGUUUCUUCAUAUAAUUAACAAAAACAGCAAAACUUUAGUUGGAAAACUACAAACAUAUUCAGACUUAUGUCAGCCUGUAGAUUUAUUUGAGCCACUGUCUCUAUGCGCUCUAGUUAUUGUCUGUGAGAGUUCAAUGGGCACCUCAAAGAAUGCUCUGCAGCAUCAGGACUCGCCGUACGUCAAAGUAGUCAGAGAGCUAAACGAGCUCAUCAUGCGGCGAUAUUUUUCGCCUUUCUUGAGAGUUGAUUUCCUCUACAAAUUUUCCAGCGUGAAGAAAAGAGUUGAGCGAGCAGUAAAAAUGAAUUACGAUUUCAUUGAUAAGGUUAUACAAGAAAGAAGAAACUAUUUAAAAAGUGUGAAGAUAGAGGAGAACGUCGGGGAAGGAGAGGGAAAGCGCAAAAAUAUGGCUUUCAUAGAUACCCUUCUUAAGGUCCAGGAAGAUGAUGGAAGCCUUAUGACUGACAAAGAUAUUAGGGAUCAAGUUAGCACGUUUAUGUUCGCGGGACAUGACACCGUGACGACUGCCAGUUGCUGGGUCCUUUUUAUCUUGGGCACAUACCCUGAAUUCCAAAAUAAGGUCGUGGACGAGUUACACCAGGUUUUCGGCAGCUCGGGACGCGCACCCAUGAUGAACGAUUUGUCCGAGUUGAAAUAUCUCGAGCGGUGCAUUAAAGAAACCCUGAGACUUUACCCCAGUGUCCCUUUCUUUGAGCGACAGCUUCGAGAGGAUGUUCACUUUCACGAUGGGCGUAUUGCACCUGCUGGCGUUACGGCGUCUUUCAACGUAUAUUCAAUUCAUAGAAAUCCUGAAAACUUUCCUGACCCAGAGAGGUUCGACCCUGACCGAUUUUUGCCGGAAAAUUCAGCAGGACGACAUCCGUACUCCUACAUCCCGUUUAGCGCAGGGCCUAGAAAUUGCAUAGGUCAAAAAUUUGCAAUGCUUGAAAUUAAGGUGGUCGUGUCAACGAUUUUGCGUCAUUUUGAAGUGGUGCCAGAACACUCAAUUGAUGAAGCAAUAAUGGAGGUUGCAUUGGUAUUGCGGCCACAGAAUGGACUGACAGUGCGACUCCGAGACCGCGGAGCAGAUAAUAAAUUAAAACUACGAAUGGAAUAAACCCGAAAUGAAAUUAAAAAGCCUGGUAGUCUUUACGCAACUGUAGAGAAAAAAUUGUUUUAUUUAUAACGUUGUCAUCCCACAAAAAUCAGCCAC
Messenger RNA from Cloeon dipterum, 3312 nucleotides. RefSeq lists its product as uncharacterized. The transcript has 21 exons. Lineage: Eukaryota; Metazoa; Arthropoda; Insecta; Ephemeroptera; Baetidae. The coding region runs from base 31 to 3216 and encodes 1061 amino acids. Gene Ontology annotation, molecular function: iron ion binding; monooxygenase activity; oxidoreductase activity, acting on paired donors, with incorporation or reduction of molecular oxygen. The record is from RefSeq and is a predicted model, not a curated record.